Messenger RNA from Hevea brasiliensis (rubber tree), 1727 nucleotides. Its product is annotated as transcription factor-like protein DPB. Gene Ontology annotation, biological process: regulation of transcription by RNA polymerase II; regulation of cell cycle. NCBI's taxonomy places the organism in Eukaryota, Viridiplantae, Streptophyta, Magnoliopsida, Malpighiales, Euphorbiaceae. Gene Ontology annotation, cellular component: transcription regulator complex; nucleus. Bases 264 to 1334 code for a protein of 356 amino acids. The record is from RefSeq and is a predicted model, not a curated record. The transcript has 9 exons. Gene Ontology annotation, molecular function: RNA polymerase II transcription regulatory region sequence-specific DNA binding; DNA-binding transcription factor activity, RNA polymerase II-specific.
CCCAAAAUAACAAGAAAAUGGAGGUAUAGAAAGCAAAACUGUAGCAAACAAACUAAACCCUCAAAUUUCCCUCUUUUCCAAAGCUCAAACAACAGACAAUAAACAAUAACACUCACCUGCUAUAUUGUCUUCCUUCCCCCACUCUCUCAGAUCACCGCUAGCACCAUCUCCUCUAUUUCAAUCCGUACCGCCAUUCCUACGCCACCUAAAUCCCAUCAAUCGCCUAUAUCCACUAUUCCACCCUGAUUUGUCUUUCUUCUGCAAUGGUCACUGGUGGGUCACACCAGGAUGAUGGGGACAAGAACCACCCUCCCGCUGCCACAGUUUCUAGAGCCGGCGCCAGCAGGUCUUGGGGCACCACUACUAUCUCCGGUCAAUCGGUUUCCACCAGUGGCAGCAUCGGUUCCCCUUCCAGCCGGAGUGAGCAGGCCAUGGCCACGCCCGGCAGUGACAGCACUUUUCUUAGGCUGAACCAUCUUGACAUUCACGCUGACGAUGCCGCCACCCAAGAUGCCGCUGCUAACAAGAAGAAGAAGCGAGGUCAAAGGGCAGCUGGAGCUGAUAAGAGUGGUAGAGGACUCCGCCAAUUUAGUAUGAAAGUGUGUGAAAAAGUGGAAAGCAAGGGAACAACUACUUACAAUGAGGUUGCAGAUGAACUUGUAGCAGAGUUUGCUGACCCUAGCAACAGUGUUUCAUCUCCUGAUCAGCAGCAACAAUAUGAUGAGAAAAACAUACGGCGAAGGGUAUAUGAUGCCCUGAAUGUACUCAUGGCGUUGGAUAUCAUAUCUAAGGAUAAAAAAGAAAUACAAUGGAAAGGUCUUCCUCGAACUAGCCUGAGUGAUAUUGAAGAAUUAAAGGCUGAACGUCUUGGAUUGAGAAAUAGAAUUGAGAAGAAAACUGCCUAUUUGCAAGAACUGGAGGAGCAAUACAUAGGUCUUCAGAACCUGAUACAUCGAAAUGAACAACUGUACGGCUCAGAGAACGCUCCCAGUGGGGGUGUGUCUUUACCUUUUAUUUUGGUUCAGACACGCCCUCAUGCAACUGUUGAAGUGGAAAUAUCAGAAGAUAUGCAGCUGGUGCAUUUUGACUUUAAUAGCACCCCUUUUGAGCUGCAUGAUGAUAAUUAUGUUCUCAAGGCAAUGAAAUUUUGUGAGAGACCACAGAGUGAUGAUAUGGCACCCAAUCUAGCUAAUGACGGGGGUGAAGGUUCUAGCAUGUCCAACAUGUUCCAACAACAAAUCCAUUCUUCUCCAGGAAAAAACACACCAAUUAGGCCACCCACCUCACCGCCAAUUCCUGGAAUUAUAAAAGCACGUGUUAAGCAUGAGCAUUGAUAAGCAUGUUACCAUGGGCAAUAAUCUCAGCUGUGUAUGUAAAUUGUGUAAAGUAGCUUGCCGGAUGUGGGAAGGCCCCUAUAAUUACUUUCACCUUCCUGAUUUUACCCUCAUUUGGAGGAAUCAAGGUAACAUGCAGAUCAGUCCUUUUGCUUAGAGACUUGCAUGGAAUAUGUAAUUUUGUCAGGUUCUCAGGUUUACAUCCAUGUUUAGCUGCUGUAAUUGUUUAAUCAUUUUUUUUUUCACCUAUUGUAGUAAAAAUGAAGGCAGUCUGUUGGUUUAUAUUAGGCUAUAGGGGAUUGUCUUAGCCGCACACAGAAUCAUAGAAUCAAGGCAACAAUUUGAUAUUACUUGUAUUGCACAUUACAUUUAUGCCAUUGCUGUUUAUCAUCA